This is a messenger RNA of Acanthaster planci (crown-of-thorns starfish), 1816 nucleotides long. RefSeq names its product GPI alpha-1,4-mannosyltransferase I, stabilizing subunit-like. NCBI's taxonomy places the organism in Eukaryota, Metazoa, Echinodermata, Asteroidea, Valvatida, Acanthasteridae. Gene Ontology annotation, biological process: GPI anchor biosynthetic process. Gene Ontology annotation, cellular component: endoplasmic reticulum membrane. The record is from RefSeq and is a predicted model, not a curated record.
ACAAGAUGGCGCUCUCCAUGAGUGAAGUUGUUUGCCAGGAACUCCUAUCCAUUCUUGCUGCAUACAGUACUUCAGAUAGGAAUCAUUGCUGAUAAAACGAACUAUAACUUGAUAAAGCUGAUUUUCCACGCAACUGUUGUUUUAAAACCAAAACAAAAACUUAAGUUAAUUAGAAAUUUGACUGAAAUUCGGAUCAAACGAGAAUGUUUCCCAGUUACUGCGUCGUCUGCUCCAGAUUCACGGUGUUUUUGUGGGCCACGGUUCUGACACAAACGCCUUUGUACCUGUGUGACACAGUCCGUGAUCGCAAUGACUUAAAAGGACUGCGGAAUGAAGUCAAAGAACUAUUAUUAUCGAUUGAAAGUGAACACCCAAAUGAGAAAUCUUGCAGUGUCAUCCCUAAGCGUGUUCAGUUCUCAAGAUUUUCAGAGAAACAUGGAUUCCACAGGGACAUCCAUUCCUCACUGAGUAUACUGCUUGAUCCUGCCCAUCACUGCACUUCUUGUGACCUUCUCUUAAUUGAGAGCCUUCCCAGUGGACUGUUUGUUGACCUUUACCAGGCAGCCAGUGCAGUUGAGUUUGGAGGACCCCAGAUUCUUGCAUUUGAAGAAAUAGACCUGGAGAAACCAGCCUACCUCUCUGGUGGACACACCAUUCUGGUCUAUCCCUCCAGCCCAUCCCAGAUAGUCGCACUCAAUAGUGAAUUCAGAGUGAAUUUCACCAUUGAGAUGCCUGUCCAUCUGAGAUAUCACAGACCGUCCUCAGAUACGGCCAUACACUCGGCCCACAUUUCCAUGCUGGCACCUUAUCUAUUGAUUCACUGCACAGGGACAUCUGCCAUUGGGACACAUGUAACAGAUGAGGAUCUAUCAGGCCUGCUGUACAGAGCCCCAUGCAAUGCAACUUCCAAGACCAGCUGUCUGUGGAGGCUCUUACCACAAAAUCCCAAGGAGAACAGUGUGUUGCAUUUUGACGUUCCCAUUGGGCAGCAGCAUCACACCUUGGUUGUCACCACGGUAACGAUAUUGGCAACUGUAGCAGGAACUGUGGCUCUGCUUGUAACGAUGCUCAAGACCUCUGCCAAGGCCAAACCUGACUGAAUUAUUGAUGAACCACGUCAAACUUGUCAAAAGACAAGUUCAAGUUGAACAUUAUGGAGAUAGUGAGCUCAAUUUUAAUACAACUAGGUGCCAAGUGCAUGUAAAGUGUGCUCAUCAAAUGUUUUAAACUGAAGAUCUCCAUCAGUAACCAGGAUAGGCUCUGUCUGGCCUAAAUUGAUGCUGUCAGGAAAUAAAGACAUCAAUCAGACCAUGUCUUCUUCACUCAUUAUCAUCCUGUAAUUGACACAAAUGCAAUGUUGGGAUGAUCAGAUAUAAAUAAAUAGACUCAGAAAGUCCCUAACAGCAGAAGCACUGUACCCGACCAGUUUCUGUUCAGAAACCCAUCACAAUCAUGGGCCAGAUACAGUACCUUAACAGCAGUAAGCUUUUCAGUGAGUGGAGAACAGAUCCGAACCAUAAUUGUCAAACAAUGGGUCUGUGAAGGUUCAUAAAACUUGUUUUAGUAUACUUAUGUCAAAAGUUUAAGAUAACGGGGGUUGUUUUAAAAAAGAUGAUGGUUCUCUGGGACCCUCACAGAUAUAGUAAGUGCAAAUUUAAUAGAAAGUGAGAAACUCGGUAACCUAAUGUACUUUUUGGGAAUGAUUCAUCAAACUAGUCUGGCAUGAAAAUCAGCAACUGUAUGAUUUUUAAAAAAUUAAGGGAGAUUUAUCUUUUUUGUACUUUAACCCUCCUUUUACUGCAACCAUCAAAAAUUC